AUGCAGGCGGGCAGCGCGCCGAACGCGCUGCUGAGCUCCGCCACCACGAGCACCGCGGCGCUGAGCCUGACGCGCGCGGCGUAUGUGCUGGCACGCGCGGAUCUGCCGGGCGAGGACGAAGCGCCGGGCGCCGAGGCCGCGCGCGAGUCGGAGCCUGCGAACGUUGGACUGCUGGGCGGCUUCACGGUGCUGCGCGCGCAGCUCCGCCUCGUGUCCGAUGUGGGCGCACUGCCUCUGCCGCUGGUCCUCAAGCACUUUCUCGGUGUGAUUGUGAGUGCGCGCACCUCGGGCGCCGUGACGCAGGUGGCACUCGAGGCCGUCGCAUCCUUCCUCGACCGCGGUCUCUUCCGCUCGUCGAGUGUGGGCCUGGAGCGCGCCGUGCAGGACGUGGCGCAUGCGGCGAGUCACUGCCGCUUUGAGCCGUCGGACGCGGGUCGCGACGAGGUCGUCCUGCUCUCGAUCCUCGAUCUGAUGUAUGCGCUCGUGUGCCGACGCGCGACGACCGACGACGGCUCGUGCGGUGCGCCUCUGGUCGAUAUGCUCGGCGACGAGAGUACGCGGCUCAGCACCGCGCUGCGGCGCACCGCCGAGCAGAAGAUGAUCUGCAUGCUGCGCGAGAUCUACUCGCGUCUCGCCACGGUGCCCCUCGACAGGGACGAGGCGUACGCGGCGAGCGGUCGCGCGCCGGAGCCGGAGCUCGCUACGCUGACCGCCGCGCCGGUGGGCGCCGACGCGGAGGACGAGAAGCGUCUGCAUAUGGCUAUGCCCGACCCGAAGAGCCGCUCGAUCCCCGCAGCGGGCGGCGGCGACGCGCCUGAGGCGGCGCAGGGGGCUGAGGACGCCGAGGCGGCGCAGGGGGCUGAGGACGCCGAGGCGGCGCAGGGAGCUGAGGACACCGAGGCGGCGCAGCGGGCAGAGGAGGCAGCGGCGCCCGGCGUGCAGGAGGCAGCCGCCCCCGGCGCGGACGACGCGGCGCCCACGAGCGAGCCCAUUCUGAACAGCGAGGGAGCGCCAAGCGCUGCGGCGCCGCUGGCGGACGAUCCGGCGCGCGCGCCGGCGGUGCUGCAAGCGCCGUUCAGCCUGCCGGCGCUCAAGGAAGUGCUGCGCGUUGUCAUCUCGCUCCUGGACCCCGGGAAUUUGCGACACACCAUGACGAUGCGGCUCUUGGGUCUCUCGCUGCUGGGCGCGCUGCUCGAGACACACAGCGCGCUGCUUAUGCGCUUCCCGUCGCUGCGUGCCCUGCUGGAAGACUCGGCGUGCCGCUACCUGCUGCAGCUUGCCAACGCCGAGCAGCCCCUGCUGGUCGCCGGCAGCCUGCGGGUGCUGAUUCUGCUCCUGCAGGAGCAGCGCACGCACCUCAAGAUGCAGCAGGAGCUCGUGCUGCAGUUCCUCCUGCAGCAGCUGCGGCCCGCGCAGGCAGCGCCCGAGGCGCCGUGGCGCACCGCAGGCGAGGCGCCCGUGUCGCCCGUGUCGCUCCCGUCGUUCCGCGCGAGUGCGCAGGGCGAGAUGCGUGAGCUGUUCACCGAGGCGCUGGCCAGCCUGCUCGAGGUCGAGCAGGGCGCGCCGGAUGUGCUCGUGGCGCUGUGGCGCAACUACGACUGCGACAUGAGCUGUGCGGACCUGUACCAGCAGGUGACGCACUUUCUGUGCCUCGCGCUCUUUUCGCCGCCGAGCGGCGCGACGGGCCGUGCGGGCGUCCCGGGCCUCGCGCUCGUGGCGCUGGAUCUCGUGCUGAGCCUCGUGGCGCGCAUGGCUGAGCGGCACGAACAGCCGGCGCCGGUAGAUGCGGCGCUGCCGGACGCGCUGCGUGCGGCGCGCGCGCGCAAGGAGGUGCUGGCCGCGGGCGCCGCGGCGUUCAAUGAAAAGCCGAAGCACGGCAUUGCGUUCCUGGAGCAGGCGGGGCUCCUGGCCCCCGAUGCGCCGGCGCGCGCGGCGAGUCUGGCGCGCUUCCUCAAGGACUCGGCGCUCGUCGACAAGCGCCUACUGGGCGACUACAUCUCGCGUGCCGAGAACCUCGAUGUGCUCUCUGCGUUCCUCGACCUGUUCGACUUUUCCGACAUGGACGUGGCGGAAGCCAUGCGCGGCCUGUGUGAGGCGUUCCGCCUGCCCGGCGAGGCGCAGCAGAUUGCGCGCAUCACGGAGACGUUUGCGCACAAGUACUUUCUCACGCAGCCGGCGGGCAUCCGCAGCGAGGACGCGGUGUAUGUGCUGGCGUACAGCAUCAUUAUGCUCAACACGGACCUGCACAACCCCCAAGUCACGCGGCGCAUGACCAUCGCCGACUACCAGCGGAACCUGCGCGGCGUGAACGACGGGCAGGACUUUGACGAGGCGUACCUCGCGGCGAUCUACGACAGCAUCCGGCGCCGCGAGAUUGUCAUGCCCGAGGAGCAGGCGGGCCAGCUCGGCUUUGACUACACGUGGAAGGAGCUGCUGCGCCGCGCGCGCCUCGGGAACGAGCUGCUGCCGGUGCCGGACGGCGCCCUGGACGCCGACCUGUUCCGCACGAGCUGGCGCCCGUUUGUCGCGAGCAUCGUGCAGGCGUUUGCGACGCUGCAGGACGAGCACCUGCUCCAGCGCGUCAUCGCCGGCUGCCGGCAGUGCGCGGAGCUCGCGCGCGCGUACGACGUGCCGGACGUGUUUGACUACAUGGUCGAGCACCUCGCGCAGGCGACGGGCCUGCUCGACACGGCGGCCGACGCCUCAGCGCAUGCGCUGUACGAGCACGACGGCACGCAGAUCACCAUCUCGCCGCUGUCCGUCGCAUUUGGCAGCCACUUCAAGGGCCAGCUCGCCGCCGUGGUGCUCUUCACGAUUGCGCACAGCCACGGGCCGUCGCUGCGCACGAGCUGGGGCAGCCUGCUGCAGUGCAUCGAGAGCCUGCUGUGCCAUGCGCUGCUGCCGCCGCGCAUGGCCACCAUGGUCGACUACGACGGGGAGGCGGUGCCUGUGCCGCUGACCGGCAAAGACGCGGCGCCGCUGCCGAGCCAGGCGCCCGCGGGCCUCUUCUCCACGCUCUCGAGCUACUUCUUGUCGCCGUACGGCUCGGCGGCCGAGCCGAUGGACGUGUCCGAGGCCGAUGUGGAAAGCACGCUCUGCACGCUCGACUGCCUGGCGUCGUGCCAGCUCGACGACAUGCACGAGCGCGUGCUCGCGCUCCCUGCGCCGGCGCUGCACACGUACGUGGAGGCCCUGCUGGCACGCCUGGCCGCGCUGCCGCCCGCGCCCGAGUACCGCGCCGCGCCGCUCUACUGGCUCGAGCAGCUCGAGCGGGCUCUGCGUGCGCAUCCCGCCCUCCUUGCGGCCUAUGGGACGCAGGCCAUGGAGUGCCACACGUCGCGCAUCGCGCAGGCCGCGCGCCUGCCGCCGCUGGAGCUGGAGCGCGCCGUGUUUGGCGCGCUGCGCCUCGUGGCGGCGUACGCCACGGCCGAGGGCGUCGCUGCGGCGCCCGGCGCCGCCCACACGCAGCUGGUGCGUGUGAUGCAGGCGCUGCGCGAUGUGCCAAGUGCGCUGCAUGCGACCGUCUCGCCCGCGUUCCUCGCCGGCCUCGAGACGGUCGUGCGUGGGCAGGGCGUGCCGCUCGAUACGGACGACGAGUGGCGCGCGCUCCUGCACCUCUUCUCGACGUUUGCGCGUGUGCGGCGCGCGCCGACGGCGCGCGCGGCGCUCGCGCUCGCGGCGCACCUGCUUGCCGCGCCCACGGCGCUCUCGCUCCCGCCGCUCAUUGAGCUUGUGCGCGAUCUGCUCUCGAGCGCGGACCGUGCGCUGUGGCACCACGAGACGGGCGCGGCGCGCCGCACGCUCACUGAGAAGCGCGAGCUGGGCGAGUGGAUGGCGGCGGCGCAUGCGGCGAGUGCGCCAGCGCUGCAGGCGCUCUCGCAGGUGCGCGACACGCUCCCGGCACUCGUGCGCGCGGCGCCGGACGCCGGCGCGGCGUGGGCCGAGUACUGGCUCCCGCUGCUCGCGGCGCUGUCGCAGCCGUGCGUAAGCAUGCACCGCCCGACGCGACUCGCAGCGCUGUCGUGCCUGCAGCAGACGGUGCUGUCGCCGGCGCUGCUGGAGCCAGCGCCGCUCGCGCGGCACCGCGAGGCGCUGCUGGGCCAGAUCCUACUGCCGCUGCUCGAGACGCUCCUGGCGCCCGAGACCGCGCGCGCGGACGCUGCGUGCGCGUCGGCGCCGAGCGACCCCGCGGCCUCGCUGCCGGAGGCGCAGGCGCACGUGUGCCUGCUCGUCUGCCGCGUGUGGGUGCGCGACGUCGGCGUGCUGCUGCGGGACGCGCCGAGUGAUGUGGAGGCGGCGGGGGCGCAGCGGGUGGUGCGGCUGUGGAAGGGUGUGCUGGGCGCCACGGCGCACGUGCUGCAAGGCACGGCGCGGCCGUCGCACGAGCUGAUCGAGGAGCAGCUGAAGAAUAUGGUGCUUGUGAUGCAUGCGGCGGGCUACCUGGUGGAAGGCAGUGCGCCUGGCACGCUGCGCCGCGCGAUCUGGGUCGAGACGUGGCGGCGCAUGGACGCGCUGCGGCCGGCGCUGCGGGACCUCGUGGCGCAGGCUACCUCAUAG
Molecule: messenger RNA, 4557 nt
Organism: Malassezia sympodialis ATCC 42132
Lineage: Eukaryota; Fungi; Basidiomycota; Malasseziomycetes; Malasseziales; Malasseziaceae
Exons: 2
Coding region: 1-4557 (1518 amino acids)
Biological process (GO): regulation of ARF protein signal transduction
Molecular function (GO): guanyl-nucleotide exchange factor activity
Source: RefSeq, a predicted model, not a curated record